Molecule: messenger RNA, 1158 nt
Organism: Daldinia caldariorum
Lineage: Eukaryota; Fungi; Ascomycota; Sordariomycetes; Xylariales; Hypoxylaceae
Product: HAD-like domain-containing protein
Exons: 1
Coding region: 205-1074 (289 amino acids)
Source: RefSeq, a predicted model, not a curated record
GCCAAGAAUUUAUCAACGACCCCCUUUCUCUCUCUUUCUCCUUUUCCCCACUCUUCUUCCUCAUCAUCACCUAUCCUCUCCCCAUCCUUCUUACGUUAGGGUUAUGUUAGGUUAGAUUACCUAGGUUAUGUUAGAAUAAGAUACAUACCUAACCUAACCUAGGUACCUACCAGAGAAAGGGACCUAUAAUAUCAACCUUCCACCAUGAGCAUCUUCCUGGAUUUCGACGGGACCAUCACGGCGGAAGACACCGUAGGCGAACUCGCCGGCUUCGCGCUGCGCGUCCGGGCCGACGAGGGCCAGGACCUGCGCGAGGAAUGGGACGCCGUGGUGUCUGCGUACGUGUCGGACCACGGCGCCCACGCCGCCGGGUACACCCCGGCACCCCACGCGCGCAGCCUGCCCGCGCAGGAGGUGCAGUUCCUGCGGCACAUGAAGCGCGUCGAGACGCGCUCGCUCGGCCGCAUCAACGACUGCCGCCUGUUCCGGGGGAUCAGCCCGGCGGCGUUCCGCGCGGCGGGGCGGGAGCUGGUGGAGAAGGGGUCCGUCAGGCUACGCCCGGGGUUCGGCCGGUUUGUGAGGAGCCGGUUGGAAGAAGGGUGGCGCGUCUGGGUGCUCUCGGUGAACUGGAGCUCCGCGUUUAUCGAGGGCGCGUGCGGCGAGCUGCCGGGCGUCGAGGUCAUUGCGAACGACGUGCGGGAGGACGGGUCGAUCGCCGGGCCGCCGAUACUAAACCCGGGGAGCGACGUAAGUAGUGGUAGUCACGGGGGAGGGGAGCCGAGGAACUUGACAAACUCGCACGAUAAGCUAGAUGCCAUGAAGGCCGUGGUCGAAGCCGAAGGGCUGGUUGGGAAACCGACCGUCUAUUUUGGCGACUCGACCACCGAUCUGGAGUGUCUGCUCGCUGCUGAUAUGGGGUUCGUCGUUUCGGAUAGAGAAGACUCGUCGCUGUUGAAGACGCUUCGGAGGAUAGGGAAAGAGGUUCCUCAUAUCCGGGACCAGGAUACAGCAGGCAGUCUUGCAUGGACGUCGAAUUAUGAAGAUAUACCAGAUCACAAAUUCGUUCUUGCUUAGGAUGACCAAUAUAGAAACAACAUAAUCAAUGCUAGUGUAGUUCAGUGUAGCUCAGUGUAGUUCAAUGUAUAUGAGAAUAUCUAA